Molecule: messenger RNA, 788 nt
Organism: Nylanderia fulva
Lineage: Eukaryota; Metazoa; Arthropoda; Insecta; Hymenoptera; Formicidae
Gene: MBD-like
Product: methyl-CpG-binding domain protein 2
Biological process (GO): negative regulation of transcription by RNA polymerase II; DNA methylation-dependent constitutive heterochromatin formation
Cellular component (GO): nucleus
Molecular function (GO): methyl-CpG binding
Source: RefSeq, a predicted model, not a curated record
GCGAGCUUCAAUAUGGCUGACAGCGAAGGCACAGUGAUCAUAAUAAAGUUGGAAUUAUAAGAUUUUUGACAAAUUACGUAAACGCAAAUAUUCGCCACGAUGAAUAUGUCCGUGGAGAAGAAGAAGUACCCUUCGGCGUUACCGAUCAAUUGGCACGCGCGAGAGGAACCGUCGAGAAAGAGCCAAAAUCAGUUGACAACGUCCACAACGGGGAAGGAUUAUUAUUACGGCCGGGCUAGAAAUGACUCGUCAUUGGUACCACCGAUCAGACAAACAGCGUCGAUUUUUAAACAACCAGUUACGAUUUACAAGUCGCAAGAAGGAAAAGUGAAGGAUAUUAAACACAACGUUCAAGAGAAACCAAAACAGGAAGGAGCCGAUAAAACUGACGGCAAAUUUGGCUCCCAAGAUAAGCCUAAGCAGCUUUUCUGGGAAAAACGAUUAGAAGGUUUGCGAGCCUGCGAUUCUGAUGGUUAUGAAUUUGAUGGAAUGGACUUGCCCAAGAAUUUAAAACCAGUAGGACCAUAUAUUACGGAAGAAACUUUACUUCAAAGUGUGGCUACCGCAUUACACGUAUCUACUCAGCCAGUCACAGGACAAACAGGAUCAAAAAUGGCUUUGGAGAAGAAUCCUGGAGUAUUUCUUAAUCCUGAUCAACCACUUGUACAGGCGGUCUCGAUAGCGGACGAGGACAUAAAAAGGCAAGAAGACCGAGUAGCUAUUGCGAGAAAAAAGUUACAAGACGCCUUACGUGCUGUUCAAACUUAAAUUACAAAUAUUUAUGCGUA